Molecule: messenger RNA, 564 nt
Organism: Salvia miltiorrhiza (redroot sage)
Lineage: Eukaryota; Viridiplantae; Streptophyta; Magnoliopsida; Lamiales; Lamiaceae
Exons: 5
Coding region: 1-564 (187 amino acids)
Source: RefSeq, a predicted model, not a curated record
AUGUACGCAUUAAACCGUCUCAAUUCGGCCAAUCACAUCUCCUCCGCCGCCGCCGCCGUAUAUCCGAAACGGUUGCUCGGAACAAGUAUCGGUCACUCCUCUCCCGCAGCGACAGCUGGAAUUAGUGAUACCCGCAAUACUUAUGCGAGGAAUAGGGGAAAAAAGCUGAGGGAGCUCUCGAGGAUUGUGGUGAUGCUUAGUUGCGAUUCAUCUGCAGAUGGCGGCAUCUGCAAUGUUUAUCUGGUCGGAGCCGAUCACGGUUGUCCGGUGGUUUUUCUAGAAUUGUGCUCUAAUCGCCUUCCUAUUCUUACGCUUGAAAAAUUAAAGGUUCCGACGAUGAGAGAAAUGGUGGAAAUGUGGAAGAAAAAUGAAAAACCUUCUUGGAUUCUUUACAAGUGGUGUAUUGGUAAGUUUGGAGGUGUAGUUGGUGGUGGAGAUGUUCGUGCGGUAAAUGAGGAAGCCAAGAAAUAUGGUGCCAAGGUUAUACUUGGUGAUAGACCACAAGAUGAAUCCAUGCGUUUCUUUGUCGAUGCACCUUUAGAGCUUGACCAUGAUCGUCCCUGA